UGCGCUAUCCGCGACACCUUUUCUUAAUCUUUGCACCUAAAUCACCUAAAAGCAGAACAGAUAUUAUACCUGAUAUAAUUUGCACCAAAGCUUCAGUCGUAUUUUUAUGGUUGACGUCCUAAAGUUCAUCUCGACAGUACUUCAAAUUUGUUUGACGAUCGUUUCAGAAAUUUGGCAACUCUUCCACUUCGACAAGAUUGAAAGGAAAUCGGCACGACAUCAUGAAGAUACUCAUUUUGAUCAGUGUUGUCGCCAUGUCGACCGUGGGCAACGCCGCUUACAGCUGCCCUGAGUUCUGGAACUUAUUCGGAGGGAACUGCUAUCGUUAUCAGGGGGAUAGAUUGACAUGGUCGGCUGCUGAAGCCAGAUGCAAUGAGGCCUUUACCAGCGCUGGAGUGGGACAUCUAGCUUCGAUCCAUAGCCUUGCAGAGAACCGCUUCGUUUAUGAGAUGUUCAAAUCAAGCGUGUCCAUAAACGACAUUCCAGAUUGGGUGUAUAACAGAGAAGACCGCAAUCCAAUCUACGGGAUAUGGAUCGGACUUCACCAGACUGUGGCUGACGGGCCCUGGAAGAACUCUGACGAUACCGACCAGGGUGAUUUCUACAAAUGGAGGCCUGUAGAACCCAACAACAGCUACUACCAGGGUGAACAGGUGGAAGACUGCGUCCACAUCUGGCGCACUGGAUCUGAAUCCGAUGAUCAACAAACGUGGAAUGACAUGUACUGCAACGAAGUGAUGUCCUUCGUCUGCAAGAUGCCAGCGGACGGGGAGUCUUGCGAGUAAUAAGUGGUCUCCAUUUUCCUUUUGACUCCUCAACAGAUUGAGGCUAUCGACCACUUGCCCGACUGACGUCAACCAUUCAUCAAUAUUAUCCAUUUUGGGCGCUAGGUUAUAACUCUAUCUCUCUCUCUCUCUUUCUCUCUCUCUCUCUCUUUCUCAUCCUACCCCUCUCUCUCUCCCUUUCUAUAUCUACCGGUCCCGACGGAAAAAUGAAUUGACUACUCUACAUUAUUUUGGCGGCGGGGUACCGAAAACUAUUAUAUCCUAUUUUAUGCUAGCUUGACUUGUAUGAAAGUAAAUUAAACAAAUCUCUUCUAUGUGUCUCUUUUAUUUAGGUCAACACGAUUGUGUUUAAUAAGUACUGCUUAAAUUAGCAUGAUUUCAUCUACUGAAUAAUGAUGUGAGAAGAGGUCAUUUAUAGGCCUUUUACAAGCCUUAUUUCUAAGCAUGCAGUAUAUCUCUCUCUAAUACAAUAAUUGUCUUAAUCAUUGCCGUCUUCUCGCUUCCUCCACCUGUUUUUUCUUCAAGACUUGCUUUUCUUCAGGAACCCUUCGUCCCAUGACCAUUGAAUAACUUUCCUUUUUCUUUUGACAAUUACAAAAUAUAAUUACAUUUGGGGGUAACACCAUUGAUAAUCACACGAAUAUUUUUUAAAGAACACUGGCUGUACAUACACCAGGGUAUGUGCGGUGUGCGCUUGACUGUAGAUGCGAAGGUCGAGGGUUCGAAUCCCGACACGGCACUAAUAUCCUUU
Messenger RNA from Strongylocentrotus purpuratus (purple sea urchin), 1536 nucleotides. RefSeq names its product alpha-N-acetylgalactosamine-specific lectin. Bases 222 to 785 code for a protein of 187 amino acids. The transcript has 3 exons. The record is from RefSeq and is a predicted model, not a curated record. Lineage: Eukaryota; Metazoa; Echinodermata; Echinoidea; Camarodonta; Strongylocentrotidae. Gene Ontology annotation, molecular function: signaling receptor activity.